AAUUUUGAAGAUGUUUCUCUAUUUCUUCCUUGGUCCAGUUACAUGAAGUUAAAACUAAGUAGCCAGAAGGCAACAGAAUUCUGUGAACAUUUUCUAUAUACUUUUGCCGUUUCGACGCAGGAUUUUCUGGAUUCAAGCUGAUGGCGUCGUAAGUUCCUUUGUCAUGCGCUAAUUUGAAGUCAGUGGGCAAAUCGAAAUGAUCGGGAUCGAGUAUGUCGCAAACUUUCAGCUCGACGUGUGGCAUAUUAUUCUCUGUUAGUAUUUCACGAGCUAAAUCAACUGCUUUUUCUGAAUAAUCUAUACCCAGCAACAGUUCAAAACCUUGUUUCACAAGUUCAACCAAUGUCAUCCCGUUCCCGCAUCCUAUAUCGAUUAUUUUAUCAUUUUUGUUAAGUUUCAGCUGCGUGUGAAUCCAACGUACAACUUUCAGUGUAUUGCUUUUACCAAACCAUAUUUCACCCACGUCUCCGUAUUCCUUAAAGUUAUUAAGAUCAUCCGAAUAAGUCCUUUCCCAAUAAUCAAGUGUACCUAAAUCCGAUGGUGCGAGUUCUUCGAUAUUUUCAUCUGUCAUGAUUUUACUUCGCUUCGUAUGAAUAUUACGAUUGAAUCGUUGUUUUAAAUGUUAAAUAUAUCAAUACCGAUUAUAUAACAUAUAUUUCCAUAAAAUAAAUAAUUUAUAAGAAAAAUGUGUUUCCAAAAUUUCACUUGUCGUGAAACGUGUAAUUACGUUAUGCGGAACUUUGUUUAGCUGACAUAACCUCACUUCUAAAUAAAAUAACCUAACCUACAUUUAAUGAUACACUGCGUAAAAUGUACACAUAUACUGCAUAAGCGUGAUUGUGCAGGAAUCGCAAUCUGCGACUGCUUGAUAGAAACGUUAUUUUUUCAACAGUGUCAGUUUGUUAAAAAUGGCUAGUAAAUUAUUAAACAUACUUCAGAUUGGAAAACAGCGUGUGAAAUCUUCCAUUUUGCCUUGGCGUCAGUUUUCUACGACAAAUUUGAAACAAAGUAAUGUUAAACCAAAAACUGGUAUUUUAAUGUUAAACAUGGGUGGUCCUAGUGCACUUGAAGAGGUGCAUGAGUAUCUAUUACGCAUAAUGACUGAUCGUGAUAUGAUUCAACUGCCAUUCCAAAGUCGAUUAGGUCCCUGGAUAGCAAAAUCUCGUACUCCUAAAGUACAAAAAAAAUAUUCAGAGAUUGGUGGGAAAUCUCCUAUUUUAGAAUGGACAAACAAGCAGGGCAAACUUCUAUGCGAGAAGUUGGAUAGUAUUUCACCAGAAACUGCACCUCAUAAACAUUAUGUUGCAUUUCGUUAUGCUAAUCCCCUUACUGAAAAUACACUACAAAAGAUAGAAGAAGAUGGCAUUGAGCAUAUGGUUCUCUUUUCUCAGUAUCCACAAUAUUGUUGUGCUACAAGUGGGUCAAGUUUUAUUGAAAUAUAUAAAUAUUAUACGACCAGAAAAUUACCUUCUAACAUGAAAUGCAGCGUAAUUGAUAGAUGGGCAACGCAUCCAUUGUUCAUAGAAACAGUUACAGAAAGAAUCAAAGAUGAAUUAGCUCAGUUCCCUAAGGAUAUAAGGGGCGAUGUCAUAAUUUUAUUUUCGGCUCAUUCGAUACCAUUGAAGGCUGUAUCUAGGGGUGAUGCUUAUGCGUCCGAGGUAGCAGGCACAGUUGCCCUAGUAAUGGAAAAGUUACAAUAUUGUAAUCCGUAUAAAUUGGUAUGGCAGUCAAAGGUUGGUCCUGUAAGUUGGCUGGAGCCUUUUACCGACGACGCUAUAAAAGCUUAUGUAAAGCAAGGGAAAAAGCAUUUUAUAUUAGUACCAAUAGCAUUUGUUAACGAGCACAUUGAAACUCUUCAUGAAUUGGAUAUUGAAUAUUGCAAAGAAUUAGCGGAAGAACUGGGCGUUGAAAAAAUACGGAGAACUGCAGCACCCAAUGAUCAUCCCACGUUCAUAGCAGCUUUGGCAGAUAUCGUUGUUUCUCAUCUCAAAUCGAACAAGCCAAUAAGCCCCAUGUUUUUAACGCGCUGCCCUCACUGCGUUAGCAAACAUUGCGCAGAGAGCAAGAAUUGGUAUGCGCAAAUAUGUAAAAAUUGAAAAAAAAAAGAGACAAUUACUCUUGUAAAAUAUCCACGCGUAAUGUGUCGUAUCUGUUAUUUGUAAUAUAUAUGUAUGUAAAAGUCAGUAUUUGUUUUUAUAAUUCUUUGCAACCCUUCUGUUGGUUAGCGACUAUCCUAUAAUGAAAAAUUUACAGACUAUAUAAAACACACGAUAUCUUUGUAAUACGAUAACUCGAAUAAAAUAUUGACAUCUCCUGA
Heterotrigona itama is the source of this 2317-nucleotide messenger RNA. Lineage: Eukaryota; Metazoa; Arthropoda; Insecta; Hymenoptera; Apidae. The record is from the annotation of a GenBank genome assembly.